Eucalyptus grandis is the source of this 2172-nucleotide messenger RNA. RefSeq names its product wall-associated receptor kinase 2-like. The record is from RefSeq and is a predicted model, not a curated record. Lineage: Eukaryota; Viridiplantae; Streptophyta; Magnoliopsida; Myrtales; Myrtaceae. Gene Ontology annotation, biological process: protein phosphorylation; cell surface receptor signaling pathway. The transcript has 3 exons. Gene Ontology annotation, molecular function: polysaccharide binding; protein serine/threonine kinase activity; calcium ion binding. Gene Ontology annotation, cellular component: plasma membrane. Bases 1 to 2172 code for a protein of 723 amino acids.
AUGGCCUUGGCCACUUUUACCGAGAAGGACAACUGCGACCGAACGUGCGGGAACAUGAGCGUGCCUUUCCCAUUCGGUCUCGACGAAAAUUGCGCGUGGAACUCCGGCCUUGUCCUCAACUGCAGCCACACUUUGGCAUCCCCGAAGCUGUUCCUUGGCAGCAGCAUUCCGGUGUUGAACAUAUCUGUGGAGAAUGGGACGAUGACCAUUGGCGAGUACAUAGCAUUCGACUGUUAUGACCAGAGUCGCCGUCGGCUUAACGGCUCUGACCAUCAACCAUCGAUCACAGUGGGCCAAGACGGGCCCUAUACAUUCUCGGACACCCGGAACAAGCUCACGGUCUUCGGUUGCGACACCUUGGCUCUCAUCUCAGACGCUGCUGGGACUUUUGGCACCGGAUGCUUCUCCUCUUGCCUCAAGGACAUUGACUUCAAGGCCGAGAGCACUUGCUCCGGCCUCGGGUGCUGUCAGUUGUCGAUCCCGAAGAGCCUCAGGAGCCUCAAUAUAUCAUUGACCAGCGUAACGAAUUACAGCUCAGUUUGGAACUUCAGCUCUUGUGGAUCAGCGUUCGUAGUGGACCAGGAGUCAUUUAAUGUCUCCGAUUACAAGCUUCCUGUCCCGGAUGAUAUGCGCAACGACGUUUUCUCAAGGGUUGUCCUGGACUGGGUAGUUCAACCUAAUUUGACCUGCAAGCAAGCGCAAGCGAACCGGUCAAACUAUGCCUGCAGCGCCAACAGUGACUGCUCUGACUUCGCUAACGGAAACGGUUAUCGUUGCUCCUGUAAGCCUGGGUACAGAGGGAAUCCCUAUGCCUCCCCACUUUUCGCACUCCCAGGUUGUCAAGACAUCGAUGAGUGCAAGGAUCCACAACAAUAUCCAUGUUACGGGAAUUGCAAGAAUACGCCUGGGAACUACACGUGCAACUGCUCAUUUGGCUUGACUGGUGAUGGCAAAGUUGGUUGCCAAACUUCUCAUCUUGUCAUAAUCGCUGCAGUGCUUGUAUCGGUGACAUUAUGCAUAAUUACUAGUGGCCUAGUCUUGUUCAUAUGCAAGAGGAGGGCCAGAGAGAGAUACUUCAGGCAAAAUGGAGGCGAGAUGUUGAAGCACCAGAGAGUGAAAAUUUUCACUGAGGCAGAGUUGGCUAAAGCCACCAACAACUACGAUGCUAGCAACAAGCUUGGUGAGGGUGGUUUUGCUUCAGUUUACAAGGGAAGAAUUGACGGCAAUGCUUUGAUUGCAGUCAAAAAGCCUAAAGAUAUCUCUGCCAAGAACCUGAAAGACAUGACCAAGGACGGGUCUUUGAACACUCAAAAUGAAAUUAGAAUCAUUUCACAGGUGAAUCACAAGAACUUGGUCAAGCUCCUAGGUAUUUGUUUGGAGACAAAAGUGUCAUUGUUGGUCUAUGAAUUCAUCCCGAAUGGGACCCUCUAUCAUCACAUUCAUAACAAGCAAUCAACCAUCAUGAGAUCUUGGAAGAAUCGCCUCAAGAUUGCUUCCGAAUCCGCAUUGGCCCUUGAGUACAUGCAUUCCUUCGCCAACCCACCAGUCAUUCACGGUGAUAUCAAGUCCAUGAAUAUACUUUUGGAUGAGAAGUACUCUGCAAAAGUAUCUGAUUUCGGAGCCUCAGUUUUGAUUUCGUCCGGAAAGGCUCAUAUAGCCGAAAGAGUACAAGGCACGAUGGGUUACCUUGAUCCACAAUAUUUAAGCACCGGUGAAUUAACCCCAAAGAGUGAUGUUUAUAGCUUUGGGGUUGUCCUCUUCGAGCUCCUGACCGGAGAGACACCAACUCGGCAGACAAAAUCUGGGGAGAGAGUCAGCCUUGUCAUAUCUUUCAUGUCUGCUGUAAAGAAUCGAACACUCCUCCAUAUGAUAGAUUUUGAGGCGUCCAGUGAAGGUGAAAUGCGGGAGAUCGAGGAGGUAGGUUUGCUUGCUAGAAAGUGCUUAAACUUUAACAGUGUGAAUAGGCCAACAAUGAGAGAAGUGGCCGAGCAACUUGCCAAGAUCAACAAGAACUUGUGGGCCAAUCCGCAAAACGAUGAAGAGACUCAAAGUUUACUUCGCGAGCUGAGAUCUGAUUCUCUCUUGAGUUCAAUCACUGGAAUGAACGAAUCCGACUCUGCUUUCCUUUCGGCAUUUGACAUCGAAGCAGCCACUACUAGUUCCAGCGUCUGA